UAUGCCGCUAUGGCCUCAUUUUUUACAAGGCACAACAAUAAAUAGUAUUCAAUAUUUCAUCAUUUAUUAGUCACUGUUGUCCUUGUGAGUUGUCAUCCUGCAUGCAAGGAACUCACUGCUUGAGUGAUUGUUAUAAAAGCAAUCUCUUCAGUGGAGGAAUUAACAUCAUCAAGAAGCCCCUCCUUUACAAUUCUCUACUGCUUUCUAGCUCGGGCCUUGCUUAGCCAUGGAUUCAAAAGAUGAGUCUAGCUUGAAAGAUGCUGAGUACCAAGUUGCGAAGGUUCGAAGAAAAGGAGGAUAUAGAGCAGCUUAUUUUGUCUUUGGUAGUAAUGAUGUUGCUAGAUAACGUAGGGUUUGUGGCAAACAUGGUUAGUUUGGUUUUGUAUUUUGGGUCAGUCAUGUAUUUCAACAUCCCUGGCUCUGCAACAACCACAACAAACUUGUUGGGCACUGCUUUCUUGAUCCCCAUCCUUGGAGGAUUCAUCUCUGAUACCUUUCUUAAUCGCCUCAACACUUGCAUCCUCUUCGGCUUUAUUGAGUUGUUGGGAUACGUUUUACUUGUGAUUCAAUCCCAUGACACAAAACUUCAGCCAUCACCAUGUGGGGAAAAGGGUUGUGUACAUGGCAGAAAAGCUGUGCUCUUCUACGCUUCAAUAUACUUGUUUGCAGUUGGUGCUGGUGGAAUAAGAGGGUGUGUACCUGCCCUCGGAGCUGAUCAAUUUGAUAACAAUGAUCCAAAAGAACGCAAGAAACUAGCAAGCUUCUUCAAUUGGUUCUUGUUCUUCAUCACAAUAGGUGCUAGCAUUGGAGUCACGGCUGUGGUUUAUGUGAGCACUGAAAUUGACUGGUACAAAGGUUUCAUCAUAUCAUUGGCGUGUUCUGCCGGAGGCCUUUUCGUCAUUGCCGUGGGAAAGCCUUUCUAUCGUACCCGAGUGUCCGGAGAUAGCCCAUUGUUGAGUGUUCUACAGGUUCUGUUCGUCACAGUAAAGAAUUUAGGGACUAAACUACCUCAAAAUUCUGAUCAAUUGCAUGAAAUACAAAGUGAUGAGUCCAAUUUGAUGAAAAAACUGAUCCCUCAUACUGAUCAAUUCGGGAUUCUAGACAAAGCAGCGGUUCUACGAGAAGGCAAAGAACCAAAGAAAUGGGAAGUUUGCACUGUGACACAAGUGGAAGAAACAAAGAUCCUCAUAAGAAUGAUGCCUAUUCUUUUUAGUACCAUAAUCAUGAACACAUGUUUGGCACAACUUCAAACCUUCUCAAUCCAACAAGGAGUUAGAAUGAAUCCACACAUCGGCCGAUACACCAUCCCGCCUGCUUCAAUCCCCGUAAUCCCUCUAGUAUUCAUGACUGCCUUAAUUCCGGUUUACGAAUUCGCUUUUGUGCCACUUGUUCGCAAGAUAACAGGCCACCCCAACGGAAUUACAGAACUGCAACGCGUUGGGGUCGGCCUUGUCCUAUCCGCGAUCUCAAUGGCCAUAGCUGGCAUCAUAGAAGUUAAAAGAAAGGAUGAGUUCAAAAACCACAACCAUGUUAUAAGCCUCUUCUGGCUCUCCUUCCAUUAUGCAAUUUUCGGCGUAGCCGAUAUGUUCACAUUGGUAGGAUUGUUGGAGUUUUUCUACAGGGAAGCACCCGAAGGAAUGCGCUCGCUCUCUACUUCAUUCUCGUUUCUUUCGCUGUCCAUUGGUUACUUCUUGAGCACGGUAUUUGUAGAAAUCAUAAACUCGGUUACAAGGAGGGUCACAAAGAGCAAGAUAGGGUGGUUAGAAGGGGAUGACUUUAACCAAAUCCAUGUUGAAUUGUUCUAUUGGUUCUUAGCCGUAUUAAGCAUGAUUAACUUUGGCGUAUACCUUUUAUGUGCAAAAUGGUACAAGUACCAAAAUGCUGUUCCAUUUGAAAGUGAAUUGGUGUCUAGGAAUGAUGCAGCUCUUAGAAAUGAUGAAAUAGAGGACACUCCAAAAUGAGGAACAAAGAAGAGAAAGCUCUUAGUUGUAAGAUUUUUUACUACGAACAUUCACAACCAUUUGUUUAGUUUUGUAACCCUACGUAACCAUAUAAAUGUAGGUGAAAAAAUUUCGAUGCAA
This is a messenger RNA of Arachis ipaensis, 2081 nucleotides long. NCBI's taxonomy places the organism in Eukaryota, Viridiplantae, Streptophyta, Magnoliopsida, Fabales, Fabaceae. The record is from RefSeq and is a predicted model, not a curated record.